AGUGUAGUGGCAGGCAGAGGGAACGAGGGAGGGGCUGACAAGGCUUGGCUGCCCCAAGAGCACACUCUCAAAGUGGGAUCAGAGACACUACAGAUAGAGACGUCGCCCUCUCUGGCCUCGCUCAUCGCUCACUGGACCUUAAAAAUUUUGGAUUCCUAACUGAGUUGCUAUCCUGCUCUGGAGUGAGAGCUAUCCUCCUCUUAGGUUCUCAUCAUAGCUGAUGUUGACUUUCAAAGGCUGAGACUUUGGCGUGGGACACUUCCUGACUGAUUGGGAUCUGGAUCUGAUUAGAACGUGGAUCCACUGGGCUUGAUGCGGCAGACAUGUAGCCAGAGCUGGAGAGCUGCGUGACCAGGGAAUUCUGGAAGUGAAUGAGGGCUUUAUGCAAAGGGUGGAAAGGGAGAUGCUUUUCCUGGAGCACCCGUGUGUGAUGAACCUGGAGCGCGGUGAGAGAGGGGAGCGUCCUUUACCCCGAGGCCCCGAGAUGGAAACUCGUACUGGGGGGAAGAUGGGGAAGAUAUCCGUGGGCUUCCAGAGGAGCUCCACCUCAGAUGAUGACUCCGGAUGUGCGUUGGAAGAGUAUGCGUGGGUGCCACCAGGACUCAGGCCUGAACAGGUCCAGAUGUAUUUCGCCUGCCUGCCAGAAGACAAGGUGCCAUACGUCAACAGUCCAGGAGAGAAGCACAGAAUCAGACAGCUCCUAUACCAGCUGCCGCCGCAUGACAAUGAGGUGCGUUACUGCCACUCUCUAACAGAGGAAGAAAAGAGGGAGCUCCACAUGUUUAGCACUCAGAGGAAGAGAGAGGCCCUGGGGAGAGGAACACCCAAAGUCCUACCCCGAGCUCUGCAACACACCCGCUGUGAAAAUUGCUGUGGAGACAUCAAGGGAGGCGAGAUGGCAAUUUUUGCAUCCAGAGCAGGACCGAACCCCUGCUGGCACCCGGCGUGCUUCGUGUGUGCCACAUGUCAAGAACUCUUGGUGGAUCUGAUCUAUUUCUACCAUAAUGGCAAGAUCCUGUGCGGCAGACACCACUCCGAGCUUCUAAAACCGCGAUGUUCUUCCUGUGAUGAGAUCAUCUUUGCAGAUGAGUGCACUGAAGCAGAGGGUCGUCAUUGGCACAUGAAGCACUUUGCCUGUUUUGAGUGUGGGACAAUGUUAGGAGGCCAGCGGUACAUCAUGAAGGAUGGAAGACCCUACUGCUGUGGGUGCUUUGAGUCGUUGUAUGCAGAGUACUGUGAAUCCUGCGGUGAAAACAUUGGUGUUGACCAUGCCCAGAUGACCUAUGAAGGUGUACACUGGCAUGCCACUGACCAGUGCUUCUGUUGUGCCCAGUGUAAGACAUCCUUGCUGGGUUGCCCAUUCCUGCCCAAGCAAGGUCGCAUCUAUUGCUCAAAGGCCUGCAGCCAGGGGGAAGACAUUCAUGCCUCAGACUCAUCUGAUUCUGCAUUCCAGUCUGCUCGUUCACGUGAAUCCCGGCGCAGUGUUCGCAUGGGGAAGAGCAGCAGGCCAGCUGAACAAUGGAGGCAGUCACAGCUUUUCAAUCCUCCUGCCACCGUCCCCUCGUUUGAGCACAAACAUGAAGAUGGUGAGGGUGAAGCAGACGCAGAUGGUGACAUUGAUAUUGUAGGGCGUAAGCUUGCUCAUUUCGGCCUGGAUGAGGAGAGGUUCUGGCGAGAGCGGGAGGAGCCGGAUGCAGGGGGAGAGGAGGAUCCAGAAGAGUGGGCCCAGCACGAAGACUAUAUGACUCAGCUUCUACUCAAGUUUGGUGACCGCGGGAUGAUACACCAACUUCAACAGCCAUCCCAAAAAUCUCCCAGUCCUUCUGGUGACACAAACAGGCUAAUAAGUGUGUCUGAUCCCUGGCUAAAGCCCGAUACUACAUCUAUGGGGAUUGCUUCUCCCACUCCUGCCAGUCCCACCCAGAGUCAUUCUUCUAGCCAAUCCCGAGCCAACAGCCUUAGCCCUGGACUGAUGAGCAAGAAGAACCUGCCUGAAAUGUAUUGGGCCCAAUCGCAGGACGGGCUGGGAGAUUCAGCCUAUGGGAGCCACCCAGGUCCUGCCAGUGCCAGAAAGAUCCAAGAAUUGGAGUUGGACCAAGAUCAGGACCAGUCUGGGGCAAGACAGGCCUUCUGGGCAGACAGCAGACAGUGGUAUGAAGACUCUUUGGAGUGUAUUGCUGAUGAGCUGAGGAAUGUUGAAAAGAGUGUUGGAGACUCCAUGGAUUCCCUGGCUCUGUCAAAUAUCACUGGUGCAUCAGUGGAUGGAGAUGGGAGGGACAGACCUUUAGUCUAUACCCUUCAUCCCAUGCAGAAUCCCUUGGUGGCAGAGGACUGUGAAAAGAUGAGCAACAUGGGAACGUUUAAUUCCUCUCAUCUUCAUCACAGUGCCAAUUCCCUCAACCUAAAACUGGACAAGGGAAAUGAAGAAGACGAGGAAGAAAUAGCACUAACAUUGAGGGGAGACACACAGGGUGGCAUUCACUCAUUGUCUCCACAUUCGGAAGACCUUCCUGCCACCUUUGUUCAUGCUCCAGCUCUGAGGAGAAGCAAGUCCCAAUCCCGGCCCCCUCAGAUGGUCAAGUUCUCAGAAGACACUGUGGAUAAUGGAUAUAAUGAUGGAUAUGACGUCAAUAUCAGAAAGCACCCCAUGAGUGAGAAGCCACACAGAAGGGCAUACUGCCCAGAUGAGAUGGGCAGAGAAAGAAUCCGCCCCACAAGCCACAUAGGGCGCAACAGGCAGCACCACCACCGGUCAGGCAGGCACCACAGGAGCCGCAAGACUCGGUCAGACAAUGCCCUUCACAUGGUGCCUUUGGAGAAGGCGCAGAGGCCGUAUGAGCCCCAACAGCAAGGUCUGGUCAAUCCGCCAUACAGUGCUAUGCUCAUGCAACAUCCUUCACACAGGUUGCCAGUGGCUUAUCCCCAAACUCGAUCUGACUAUAUGCUUGGGAGCUCAAUGCAUAAUGACCCACGGGUUGAGCACUUCAUGGGGCUCUACAGAGAUGAGGAUGACUCGUGCUCUACUUGCUCUUCCUCAUCAUCGGACUCUGAGGAGGAGGGCUAUUUUCUAGGUCAGCCAAUCCCUCAGCCCCGAUCUACUGUGCGUUACUAUGCAGAGGACUACCCAACAAGGGUCACGGCCCUUUCUUCCCAGAGCCAUGGCCCACAGACUGGUCGGCAGAAGAGUCAACGGUCCAAAAACUGUAUAAUUUCUUAAAAACACCAUAGAGUGUAUUUACUUUAGAGUCUGCACAAUGCCAAACAAUGUGGUCAAGAUUUUCAGUAUGUAUGGUGGUUUACACAGAUCAAAUCUGAGAUUAGAAUGGCAGCACUAACAUAUAGUGUAUGGCCAAAUUCAAAAUGCAUAUCGUAUUUCAGGCCUAUAUCUACUGAAACAAGAAGUCUUUAAUUUCAACUCUUAGGACCGCAAAAAAGAUGUGCAACAUAUAGUUUUUUUUUGUGUGUGUGCGUGUGUGUGUGUUCAAAGGUGCCCUCAGUACUGGGUCUUACUGAUUUUCAGCACUAAGAUAAUGCACGGACUGAUAAAGUUGAAAACCUUUUGCUUCAGAUUAUGUACAGCUGGCAGUGGAGAAGUUAAACUUUAAUUUCAGCUUUUGCUAUUCAGUUUUGCUUUUUAAAAAAAAAAUGUUUUAUGUUCAUUUAAUUUUUGCAGCAGUAUCUUUUCUGUAUUAAAGUGGCACAAAGGUUAAUAACGUAGAACAUAUAAACUAACCAAAUAAUUAUUUAAAACAUAAUACAAAAUUAAAAUGUACAUACUAAGUUAAAAUUUUAAUACUGGUAUUUUUUAUAUCCACGUUUAAAAUGGUUGUUUUGCUUGAAGUCUAUGAUUAAAAAAAAUGUUUUAAUAGUUAAAAGAACUCUUAAUAUGUUAUGAGAAACAACCAAGACAGUGCCACUUUCUUCAGUUACGUGCCAUGCUAUUCAGUAACAGUGCCACAUAUAUUCCACUAUUGGUGUACAAUUUCUAAAAUGACUGGCAGACCCACCAGUAUUUUCCAUAUUCAGCCCAGCUGUUCACUACCAUUGCUCUGAAAUAAUCAGCAAAAAUGCUUUGUGAUGUAAAAACGCUUGUAAUAAAUAUUUUUCUUCAAAGCUUCAAAA
Molecule: messenger RNA, 4122 nt
Organism: Oreochromis niloticus (Nile tilapia)
Lineage: Eukaryota; Metazoa; Chordata; Actinopteri; Cichliformes; Cichlidae
Gene: prickle1b
Product: prickle homolog 1b
Exons: 8
Coding region: 383-3217 (944 amino acids)
Molecular function (GO): zinc ion binding
Source: RefSeq, a predicted model, not a curated record